Messenger RNA from Anguilla rostrata (American eel), 1656 nucleotides. RefSeq names its product small integral membrane protein 32-like. Lineage: Eukaryota; Metazoa; Chordata; Actinopteri; Anguilliformes; Anguillidae. The coding region runs from base 1177 to 1488 and encodes 103 amino acids. The record is from RefSeq and is a predicted model, not a curated record. The transcript is spliced from 2 exons.
CAAAAUGUUUCCCCUGAGGUGUCGGUCUCGCAGCGACGUGUUUACUGACAAAGCCGCCCCUUUAACCGCGGGACUCGCAUUCACCUUUCCCUACUCCCCUGAGACAUUCUGCACUGCCCUGAAACUGUUCCAGUCACCUCGUUUCAAAUGAAGAGCUGCAACGAAAGAAAGGCGUCACAUGUUUUAACACGUCCGUGCUCGAUGACUCCACGCAGUGAAGCCUCGUGCGAGCUGCCCGAAUUUAUCCUCCACCUCCACCUCGCUGGUAGCGGUUCUGAGAGCAGCAACCUGGAGCGUGUCAAGUCUUUUUUCUAAGGAUUUGAACUGGAUCGAUUUCUUCGGUCGGCAACUGACGAGCAAAAACCAGGCGCGGUGUAUCGACUUUCACUGGAUAUAAAACGCGACGGAACGAGGACAUACGGAAAGCAAGGAGAAGGGGAGUGCGUUAUUCCUUAUUUCUGAGCUCCAUUCUAAAUAAACGAUGUGCAAUUGUUUCGAUGCAACAGUAUAGUCUCGGCAGGUUUCAGUCGGGAAUGUGCGCACGAGUAAAUGUUCUUGAAAUUAAUUUGAACAACACCUGGAAUUUCUCCUGUGCCGCAAAUGACAACAUUUCUGACAGGUGUUUUUAUUUCUUAUUAAUGGAAAACAUAAACCCGUUGAAAAAGAUCCGCUGGGAUUUAUUUGUAAUUGGAAAGACGGACAAAAAUGAAACGCACAAUUUUCAUCACAUCCCUCCAGUGGAAGGUUUAAAGUGAGACAACUCUGUAACGGUGUUUUAACUUUAACAUUUCGCGCUUUUAAAACAAGAAAAAUCUUCGGAUACAUAUUUGUUUUAUAAAAGUUUUUUUUUUUCCAUCGUGAACCCUGUUGAAUUCAUUCUUGUCGUUGAAAGCACGUCAAUGUGGAACGUCUUGACGGAAAGCACAAUUUCUACACAACGGAUAAAUGGAACUCUCUCCUGCUCAGGCUAUAAUUGGACUUAAAUGUUUUAAGGGUUUAUUGCAGGUUAAAGCGCACCCCAUUGACAGGUGCGCACUUCCUUAACGGAGAGGGCGGCGAGGCGGUUGAGCAUUUGAGGAAUGCAGACACAGGAAUUCACGUAGUCUACUCAGCCUUACCUGCGGUGCUCUGUCUACACCGCUCUGAAACGGAAUAUUGAAGAAAACAAGAAGAGGAAUGUUGAGGCAGAUAAUACUGAACUCCACCGCUGCCUCUGGGCUUGAACUGAUGACCCAGACACAUACACCAUCGCUAAAUAUCUCUCAUGGGCCCGUGAGCGCGGCCGCCCUACUGAGGCCAACGGGCAGGGGACUGCGUGAAGGAGAGCUCAGUAAACCGGAUUUGGUCACAUACAUAGUCAUUUUCCUCUUGUUGUUUUUGUUGGUGCUAAUAAUCGUGUUUUACAUUAACUGUCAGCUUAAGAACUCCUUCUUCGCGUCAAUGCCAUAUGAUAGGUCCUUGCGAGAGGCGAGAAGCUCCUACAAGUGAAUUGAGUUCGGACAAUGGCGUCUAAACAAACGCUAGUCAAUGGCCGAGCUUCCAAAUCUGUGGAAUGUGUUUAUUUUGUAUAAGGUGCAGUACAAUAUAUGCAGUAUUUUCUGAGAUGAACUUAAUGUUAUUGUGAUUGUACAUAAAUCAUUUGAAAAGCUAUUAUAG